Molecule: messenger RNA, 793 nt
Organism: Acanthisitta chloris (rifleman)
Lineage: Eukaryota; Metazoa; Chordata; Aves; Passeriformes; Acanthisittidae
Gene: NADK2
Product: NAD kinase 2, mitochondrial
Exons: 10
Biological process (GO): NAD+ metabolic process; NADP+ biosynthetic process
Cellular component (GO): mitochondrion
Molecular function (GO): NAD+ kinase activity
Source: RefSeq, a predicted model, not a curated record
AUGACAGAUGAAGAUUUAACUUAACUACUUGCCUUGAAGGGAUCUAACUAUGCUGGUCUGCUGGAGCGGCAUCGCAUUCAUACAAAAAACGUGGAGCAUCUCGUAGACAGUUUGCGGAACGAGAGGAUAGAAGUACGUCUCGUUAAACGUCGAGAAUAUAAUGAAGAGACAGUUCGGUGGGCAGAUGCUGUUAUAUCAGCAGGAGGUGAUGGCACAAUGCUGUUGGCAGCCAGUAAGGUCUUCGAUAAAUUUAAACCAGUUAUUGGAGUAAAUACAGAUCCUGAACGAUCAGAGGGUCACUUGUGUUUGCCUGUGAGAUAUACACGUUCAUUUCCUGAUGCACUACAGAAGCUUUAUCGUGGUGAGUUCAGGUGGCAGUGGCGGCAAAGAAUCCGACUGUAUCUUGAAGGAACUGGUAUUAACACUGCUCCUGUAGAUUUACACGAACAGCAGCUAAGCCAGGAGCAACAUAGCAGGGCUCACAUAAAUGAAAGAUUCCAGGAUCAAAGAUCUGACAUUUCUGGUCCACAUCUUUUACCAGUGAGAGCACUUAAUGAAGUCUUCAUUGGGGAAUCUCUUUCAUCCAGGGCCUCCUAUUAUGAAAUAUCAGUUGAUGAUGGUCCUUGGGAAAAACAGAAGAGUUCAGGGCUUAAUGUGUGUACUGGAACAGGAUCAAAAGCAUGGUCCUAUAAUAUUAACAAGGUUGCUUAUCAAGCUAUUGAAGAGAUCCUUAAGAUCGCAAAAAAGCAUGGAAGUUUGAAUAUGCCAUUGAACACGGAACUAGUACAAAAAG